GGCCCUGUGAGGAGCGAGCAGCAGCCACCCGGGGAACCGCUGAGAGUGCCCGGAGAUGCCAAAGGCCCUGAGAGAAGUUGCCCAGGUGAGUGGCUGAUCCGGACGGUGAAGGUGGAAGCCGAAGACUACUCGGAGUGGCCGGCUGGGCUGAGCGCAGAGGGGCUCUGAGGGUUUGUGCCCUGGGGUGACCCGGGCCCUGCAGGGCUGAGCGGCGCCAGACCUCUCUGCCUGCCCAGAAUGGAAGCCCGGGGGGAGAGAAGGGAGGAGGCUGAGCCGCCACGCAUCACCUCCCAGCUGCUGAAGGCCAAGACGGGCGAGUUCGACCUGGAGUCCAUCCUCCUGACGGGGCUGGGCCUCUCGGACCUGGGCUGCCUGGGGGAGUGCGUGAACCUGGAGUGGCUGGACCUGUCCGGCAAUGCCAUCGCCCACCUGGGCCCGCUCUCCUCCUUGAAGGCCCUGGCCGUCCUCAACAUCUCCUCCAACCGCGUGGCCAGCCUGGAGCCCCUGGCCGGCUGCGAGAACCUGCAGAGCCUCAACGCGGCCGGCAACCUGCUGAGCAGCCUGCAGCAGCUGCAGUGCCUGGCAGGGCUGCGGGGCCUGGAGAGCCUGCGCCUCAGCAGCCCGGCAGGGGGGCUCAGCAACCCCGUCUGCGCCACCCUCGGCUACCGCGUCGCCAUGGCCGAGAUGUUCCCCGGCGUCAAGGUGAUCGAUGGCGAGCGGGUCUCGGGGCGGGGCAGUGAGCUCUACCAGCUCUGCAAAGACCUGGAUAGCUCCCUCAAGCGCUUCCCCAGCGGUGGGGCAGGCGGCGUGGAGCUCGCCGGCGUGGCCAAGCCCUGGGUGGCGGAAGGCUACUGGGACCUCCGCCCCGCCCGCCGGAGCUCCAUCGUGGAGGAGGCCUACAAGCAGUUCAACGAGGUCCUCCAGGAGUGCCGGGAGCUGAGCAAGCGAGCCGAGGACACCAUCGUCCAGGCCGAGCGGGCCCUGAACAUCCGCCCGGACCCCAGCUCCUACGUCUUCUGAGCAGGCCCGGAGCUAACCUGGGGCCCACGGGGGCCUGGCCCCCUGGCAUUUCUUCCGGGGCCCCUCCCUCCCUCCUCGGCUGGCCUCAAACUGAAUGGAUGUAAUUAACUUUGCUUUAAUUAGCUAUGCCCCCCCCUCCCAAAAAAUCCCCAGCUGCGGGCCUGCAGGCGUCCCUGGGCGUCCAUGCGCUCGGCCCCCAGGCCUUGGUGCCCUCGCGGAUCUCCUGGGUCCCUGCCGGCCCCUCCACGCUGGCUCCUCCCCCUCCUCCCUCCC
Molecule: messenger RNA, 1293 nt
Organism: Gekko japonicus
Lineage: Eukaryota; Metazoa; Chordata; Lepidosauria; Squamata; Gekkonidae
Gene: LRRC61
Product: leucine rich repeat containing 61
Exons: 3
Coding region: 238-1020 (260 amino acids)
Biological process (GO): outer dynein arm assembly
Cellular component (GO): cytoplasm
Molecular function (GO): protein binding
Source: RefSeq, a predicted model, not a curated record